Messenger RNA from Galendromus occidentalis (western predatory mite), 1311 nucleotides. Its product is annotated as serine/threonine-protein kinase Nek7. The coding region runs from base 188 to 946 and encodes 252 amino acids. The record is from RefSeq and is a predicted model, not a curated record. Gene Ontology annotation, molecular function: ATP binding; JUN kinase kinase kinase activity. Gene Ontology annotation, biological process: protein phosphorylation. The transcript has a single exon. NCBI's taxonomy places the organism in Eukaryota, Metazoa, Arthropoda, Arachnida, Mesostigmata, Phytoseiidae.
ACCGCCUUCGCUCCCCUGGCCAGUGCCGAAGAUCCUGGGGUCCCUGUCUCGUCGUCCUCGCUCCGAGCCGUGCACUAGAACCCAUCGUAUUGGACCAUGAGAGACACCCCAACCUCUCCCCCGGAAUGAGAUAGUUGUCAUCGUCAUCGAACCUAUUUUUUCAUCGAAACCCAUCGACUCUUCGGGGAUGGAGCUAAUCAUACACGAGCAGUACCUUCUCGGCUGCGGGCUCUACGGUAACGUUUAUUUCGGCACGCUCGAUGGGGAGGAAGUAGCUGUGAAGGAAGCCCACGAAUGGUCUCCGUCUCUCCUGGCUGAAGAGUCACGCCUCCUAGAACUUUGUGAUCAUCCGAACGUUGUGAAGUGGAUAGGAGAUCGUCAGAACGGACGUUAUCUCAUUAUGGAGUACGCUAGGGGAGGGGAUUUGGGUCGACAUCUCGGAUUUGGGAAGUUCUCUAUCGGUCGGAAGCAAUCGCUUGUUCUACAAAUCUGCUCAGGCCUCGAAUAUCUCCAUUCCAAGAACAUAAUGCACCGAGACAUCAAGGCCCAAAAUCUACUUUUUAGAGACACUCAGUUGGAACACAUACUGAUCGCCGACUUCGGCUUAGCUCAUUUUUAUACGGAGCGUUCCACUUUUAAAAACUACCACGAUAUCGUCCCGGAUCUUGUUUACACGUAUAAGAGCGAUAUUUACCUUUUGGGAAUGCUUGUUUUCCAAAUUUUUCAAGACUGGCCUGGAGUUGAUAGAUUACGUCUCGCUUCAAGAAUAAGGAGAGCACCGUGUUUUUACCCUCUCGAGAUCUACGGAUCCGAAGAAAUAUUCGGCGUCAUUGUCCGGUCAGUCGACGAGGACCCCAAGAAGAGACCUACAUUACAGGUGUUCAAGGCAGCUUUCGAGUCGACAGCUGGAAGCUUCAUCGAUUCGCUCGCCUUCUACGAGUUUUGAGAAGCUUCGCGUCGACAUGAAAAUGAACGCCAGAAGCGAGCUGUCGCUCCGCGGCGAGAAGAUUUACCUACAUUUUUAUUCUGAAGGGCUCGCUCGCGAAUGCUUCGAUGCACGGACGAGCUUACAAUUAGUGAGAUAUUUUGCGCAUGUCGUGGUCGACCUGCUUUCCCGCUGGGGCGCUUCUGCCGCGAGGCCGUCCGAAGAACUCACUGAAAGGGUUCGACGAGUUUUUAUUCCCCUUGCGGAUUCUCAUGUGUUUUACAUUACAUUCAAGGACUCGCUUUUCAUGAAGGGUUCGGUUUCCCGGAAUCCCAUUUGUAAACGUCACUGGAAGAAACUUCGAUGAAUUUCGAAAUCAUCAUCAU